Messenger RNA from Talaromyces stipitatus ATCC 10500, 630 nucleotides. RefSeq lists its product as uncharacterized. Bases 1 to 630 code for a protein of 209 amino acids. The transcript is spliced from 4 exons. NCBI's taxonomy places the organism in Eukaryota, Fungi, Ascomycota, Eurotiomycetes, Eurotiales, Trichocomaceae. The record is from RefSeq and is a predicted model, not a curated record.
AUGGCAUGGGGAUGGCAGUUGUGGCUCUCCCCGCGCCCUCCUCGUUCGGUAAUCGCUUCCGAUUCUUAUAUAAUGUCCCCUUACGAUGGGGCUCGUUUUGAAUUCUUCAAAGAUGAGCAGGGCCAAUGGGCUGUGAGAGAAAUACACUACAUCGAUAAUCCAUGGGUUAAAGAUGGGCAUUCAGGUCCACCAUUGCAUAUUCACUGGAAACAGACGGAGUAUUUUCAAGUGGAGCAAGGCGUAAUUGGCAUACACAAAAAUGGAAAACAGCUCAAAAUCACGAAGGAUGACGGUAUUGUGACAGUACCUGCAGGCACCCGGCACAAGUUUUGGUCCCAUGAAAGCAAUCAAGAAGACCUAAUUUUCAAAGUUUGGGCCGAGCCUCAAGGGCUGGACAAUAGCUUUGAUGAGAAGUUCAUACGCAACUUGAUAGGAUAUCAGCGGGACUGUUACAAAGCGAACAUGCAGCCUUCUAUCUUCCAACUCGCUCUCAUCUCGUACGAUAGUGCUACAUUGGCCACACCGCCUUUUUGGGUGCCCAUCUGGCUGCUCAGUGUAGUGCAAUAUGUCAUGGCUUACUGGGUAGGGGGCUGUUUGUUAGGCCCCAAAGUUGGAGGAGCCUCUGAAUAG